This is a messenger RNA of Erinaceus europaeus (western European hedgehog), 1851 nucleotides long. RefSeq names its product NFKB inhibitor alpha (gene NFKBIA). Gene Ontology annotation, molecular function: protein binding. The transcript has 6 exons. The record is from RefSeq and is a predicted model, not a curated record. Bases 408 to 1340 code for a protein of 310 amino acids. Lineage: Eukaryota; Metazoa; Chordata; Mammalia; Eulipotyphla; Erinaceidae.
GAUCGCCAGGGAGAGGAGGUGUCUUGCAGAGGGACUGGAUUAUUGGGUGCAGGCUGCAGGGAAGUACAGGCGGAGGAGAGGGGGUCUGGUUGGAAGGACUUUCCAGCCACUCAGCGUUCAUCAAAAAGUUCCCUGUACAUGACCCCACUGGCUCAUCGCAGGGAGUUUCUCUGAUGAACCCUGCACAGAGUUUAGGCUUCUUUUCCCCCGCGAGCAGAGAGCAAGGCCAGUUCUCUUUUCUGGUCUGACUGGCUUGGAAAUUCCCCGAGCCUGACCCCGCCCCGGAGAAAUCCCCUGCCAGCGUUUAUAGGGCGCUGCGGCGGCGCUGCGGAGCCUAGAACAGCCCUGCCCGCCUGCCCGCCGCCGCACUCAGCCAGGAAGGAGCGACCGGCGGCCGAUCCCGCGCCAUGUUCCAGCCCGCCGAGCACGCCCCGGAGUGGGCCAUGGAGGGGCUCAAGAAGGAGCGGCUGCUGGAGGACCGCCACGACAGCGGCCUGGACUCCAUGAAGGAUGAGGACUACGAGCAGAUGGUGAAGGAGCUGCAGACCAUCCGCCUGGAGCAGCAGGAGGCGUCGCACUGCGCCGAGCCCUGGAAGCUGCAGCUCACCGACGACGGAGACUCGUUCCUGCACUUGGCCAUCAUCCACGAAGAGAAAGCACUAACUAUGGAAAUGGUCCGGCAAGUGAAGGGAGACCUGGCUUUUAUCAACUUCCAGAACAACUUGCAGCAGACUCCACUGCACUUGGCUGUGAUCACCAACCAGCCAGAAAUUGCUCAGGCACUUCUAGAAGCUGGCUGCGAUCCUGAGCUCCGAGACUUUCGAGGAAAUACCCCUCUACACCUUGCCUGUGAGCAAGGCUGCCUGGCCAGUGUGGGAGUCCUGACUCAGAGCCGUGGGACUCACCAUCUCCACUCCAUCCUGCAGGCCACCAACUACAAUGGCCACACCUGUCUACACUUAGCCUCAAUCCAUGGCUACCUGGGCAUCGUGGAGCUGUUGGUGUCCUUGGGUGCUGAUGUCAAUGCACAGGAGCCCUGUAAUGGCCGAACUGCCCUCCACCUCGCAGUGGACUUACAGAAUUCCGACCUGGUGUCCCUCUUGUUGAAGUGUGGGGCUGAUGUCAACAGAGUUACCUACCAGGGAUACUCCCCAUACCAGCUCACCUGGGGCCGCCCUAGUACCCGGAUACAGCAGCAGCUGGGCCAGCUGACUCUAGAAAACCUUCAGAGGCUGCCAGAGAGCGAAGAUGAAGGGAGCUGUGACACAGAGUCAGAGUUAACAGAGGACGAGCUGCCCUACGAUGACUGUGUACUUGGAGGCCAGCGACUAACACUAUGAGCUUUGGAGAGUGGCUAAAAGAACGUGGACUUGUAUAUUUGUAACAAAAGGAGAGUUUUAAUUUUAUUUUUCUAAAAAAAAAAAAGAAAGAAAAGAAAAAUCAAAAGGGUACACUUAGAACCAUGUUGCACACUGUCUGGCCCAAAACAUUUUACUGUGAUGGACUGACCCUCAUCUUGUUUGUUUUUUUGGACUUUGGAAGGGGAGCAGGAAGGAUCACUGGAAUUUAAACAAAGCCUUUUAAAUCUCCUGUGGGAGUUUGGAAGGAAAGUCAUCCAAAAGAACUACAUUUAACUGAACUGUGCUUUUUGAUUGCACCACAGUGGGCUCCGUGCUGAGCCUGCUUGUACCCCUGUGUACCCAUCAAGGUGCUGGGAAAGCUUCAGUGAUGUGGGCUUGAAAGGCAAGGUGUGUGUUACCCUCCUGUAAAUGGUGUACAUAGUGUAUUUUGUUGGUAAUUAUUUUGGUACCUUCUAAGAUGUAUAUUUAUUAAACAGAUUUUUACAAACAA